GUGUUGCCUUGUUGUGUCUUGUUUCGUUGCGCUUCCAAGCGCACCAUCAGGCGGAUACAAUUCGGUCCACAACCAAAGAACGCUACCUUCUCCAGCAAACGGCAACGGCGCCGCAUCCACGGACCAGCGUUAGUCAACUGACUCCAUUCACCAUACCGGGGAAAAUAGAAAAGAAAGCGGUUCCGCCGACGUCAGUCGGGUUACUGCGGAGUGCAUAUCCCACUGCUGUUGCUUCGCCAACCUUCAAGACGGAAGACCCGAGGCAAACGGGGACAGAGUCUCGCGCCACGGGGAGGGAAAAUCUAGUCCCCCCCGCUAGCCGACGCUGGGUCCCUCCAUCCCUGAGACCGCAACAUGGACUCACCGAAGAGGCCCGAAUUGAUUCGAUUUUUCGAAAAGUUCGCGGUAUUCUAAACAAACUAACGCCAGAAAAGUUCCAGAAGCUUAGUGAUGAACUUCUCAAACUAGACCUUAAUUCGUCAAAAAUUUUGAACGGUGUUAUACUGCUGAUCUUCGACAAAGCUUUAGAUGAACCGAAGUACUCGUCUAUGUACGCACAGCUGUGCAAGCGGAUCGAGAAAGAGUUAGAAACCGACAUCGACAAAACCAAAUCGAGCACCUUUCUGACGAUUUUGCUGAACGUGUGUCGCGAUAAGUUCGAAAAUCGGGUGCAGUACAGUGAGAAGAUCAUCAACUCGGAAAGCACCCUCACCGAUGAUCUGGAGGAGAAGAAAAAUGUCGCUAAACAGAAAAUACUGGGCAAUGUUAAAUUUAUUGGUGAGCUGUAUAAGCUGGACAUGCUGGGCGAACCCCACCUUCACUCGAUGCUCCGCUCGCUGUUUACCAACAAGUCCAGCUCGACGACGGAAAAGAACUGCGAAGACAUGGAAUGUUUGGCCCAGCUCAUUCGGACAUGCGGAAAGAAUUUGGAUACAGAGUUGGGAAAACAGCUGAUGGAUCAGUACUUUGAGCGGAUGGAAAAAAAUUCGCUGUCGUCGAAGUUUCCUCCCCGCAUCCGGUUCAUGCUGCGUGACUUAAUUGAACUACGCAAAAACAACUGGACACCGCGGAAGGUGGCACUGGUCGAGGGGCCGGCACCGAUACAGGAGCUGAAUCAUGACGACGAUGUACUGCCUCAAUCGUUGAACCACAUGCGCAACCGGGACCGGGACUAUCGCAAUAACGAUCGCGGCGACCAACGCGAUUGGAUCAGCAAGUUUUCGCUCAAUUUGCAGCACCUGAACGACGGCUUCAACUUGCUCACCACUCCUUCCUCGUUACUACCGUCCAGCUACAAUCACUCGUCGAAUGGCUACGGAAAUCGCGAUCAUCGUGAUAAUGGUGGCGGUGGAGGCGGUGGCAACUAUCGCAUCCACAACAAUCGGAACAACCAGAGCAACUACAACAGCAAUCGCUAUAAUAAGCAUAACAACAACCAUCACCAUCAGGGUGGCGGUGGCGGCGGCGGCGGCGGUGGUAAUGCUGGGGGUGGUGGCGGCGGCGGUGGUGGUGGUGGUGGCGGCGGUGGCGGUGGCAGCGGUGGCCACAACUCACCCUAUGGAAACCAGAACAUGAUGAACAACAAGGAUCUAGCACCGCGGUUCAAGCGAAACCUUAUGACGCCACCCCAGAACCCGGUCGAAGAGCUGCAAAUGCGUCCCACACCGAACAGUCUGUUGUUUAAGGCAAACAUGAACAUCAAGACGCAUCUUCCUAUAUCGGCCUCAAUUGGUGGUGGUGGAAGCAGUGGCGGUGGUAAGGUGAACUUCAAUGGCCCGCCAUUGAACGAGUUUCCCUCGCCGUUGACCGCGCGCACAUUGCUCAGCGAACAGCGCAAUGCUGCUGCCGGACAAAACAAUGGCGGCAGCGCAAUGUCGGCGGCCGGCGGUGCUGGUGGCAACCAUCACUCGGCUUCUGCCGGAUCGCUGGCCGGUGGUCCGAAUGAGCAUAACAGUGUCGGUGGCGGUGGUGGUACCAUGGGCUCAGCUGCCUCGACCCAAUCGCCUUUCGGUGCCAAUCAGAUGCAGAACCCCUCGCAAAACAUGAUGAAUUCGCAGUAUAACCACGGCACGCAGUACGGAAUGGGUCCGCGAGGUGGCAUGGGAGGAAUGAGCCAGCACAACAACCAUCAGCUGCAUCAACACCCGUCACAGCACCACCAUCACUACAAUAAUCAGAACCCACAGCAGUAUCAUUCGCAGCAGCAGCAGCACCACGUUCAGGGUGGUGGUCCGGCCUACACUCACGGGCAGGGCGUGAAUGGCGCCGACAGAGGAAUGAUGGUGGGUCACGAUGGGAUGAUGAACAAUCACACCGCCGGUCGCCAGAAUGACGACAUGUCGGUUCACAACUCCACCAUCGCCCCGAACGCUGCUCCGCUCCCGCAGGCUGCUGGUGGCAAUGUGCAGAAGGACCAGCAGAUGAUCAACAAGCAGGCUUCCGCGGAGACGAAAACGGAAAAGAAAAACAAGAAGGAGAAGGGACCAGGCAAGGAUGAGUACAUGAAGCGCGUGGCUGCAUUCGUGAAUGACGUGAUGUUGGACAACAUUAAACAGCAGCUUGAGGAAGAGAAACAACAGCAGCAGCAAACUACAGUGUCGGACAAAAUAGAGGACGUGGCCACUGACGCGACUGUGCCAGAAGCUGAGCAACAACUGCCCCCGCCGAAAGUGAUGGAAGUAGUGGUUGAAGUCGUCGAUAAUGAGGAACCGAAAGACCUGCUCAACGCAGCGAUUCAGGAGGAAAGCGACAAGCUCGAAGAACCGGCAACAGACAGUGUCGUGCUGAUAGACGCCGAGCCGGUGGAGAAAAAAAUCGAUGAAAAUGAGUCUGUUGAGCGCACCGAAGCACCUACGGUGGCGGAUGAUGCCAACGACGAAGAGAAAAUGGACGUUGGCUCCGAAACGAAGAAAGUUGAAAGCAUCGAAGCAACCGUUGAUGAUAACCAACCCCCGGUGGAGCAGGAGCAGCAGGAGCAGCAGGAGCAGCAGGCACAGGAGACGCAGGAAACAACAUCUUCACCGGACGCCGCUGUUCCUGUCGAGGCCACAGAGGAGCAACAAUGUUCCGUACCGAACGCUCUCAUUCCUUCUUCGGUCGCUCCGGUCGCUCCCGUCAUCGACAGCUCGCCCCCAGCGCCAACUGUCACCGAGCACAACAAGCUAACCCUGAUGCAGGAACUGGUGCGCGCGUUUUGCGACCUGAAGAUCCCGGAGAAGUGUAUGCGCGAUGCGGUGAUUAAAAUAUUCAACGAGGUUCUCGAUCGUCCCGACGCGUACCGCGCCAAAGCAAUCGACUUUGUGCGCGAGCUGCGGGCGGAUUCGAAACUGUCGAACAACGCCGCACUGGACUCGUUCCGAUCGUUGGUGCACAAUAUGAGCGAGAAGGAGAAAACAGUUCCGAAGAUUACCACGAUGGUCGCUUCGCUGCUGGCUCGGGCCGUGACCGUCAAUUUGUGCAAGCUCACGGACGUUUCGAGCUUCACCGAGAACGGGCAGCACUACCCACUGUUUCUGCUGGUGUUGCAGCAUCUGCACAAGCAGCUCGACCGCCCCGCUUUGCAGGAGAUGUUCAGAAAGAGCAACGUGAACCUAAUGUCCAGCUUGCCGGAAAGCGACCGUACCAAGGAUCGCAUGGCCGAGAUACUGGAGGAUCGCAAUCUAACCUUCCUGUACCCGUUGCUGCGCGUGCAGACGGAGCUGUGGAAACAGAUUCAAGCGGACGCUAAUCCGCAACAGUUCUACAAGUGGAUCAAGGAAAACGUGGAACCGUCGUGCUACACGGAUGCCGGUUUCAUUACCGCCGUAAUGACAGUCCUUUUGAAAUACAUCAGCCAGGAAUCCCUUAAAUUGUCGGACGACAAGAAGCGCGCGGAAAAGGAAAAGGAAAUCCUCACCAAAUACUGCCCAGUACUGAACGCUUUCUUGAACGGCAACUUCGAUCUGCAGCUAACCGCCAUCUACGCAAUCCAAGUGUAUUGGUAUGGCAUCGGCUUCCCCAAGGGCGUACUUUUGCGCUGGUUCCAGGAGUUGUACGAGCUGAGCGUUAUCGAGGAGGAUGCGUUCUUGCAGUACAAGGAAGACGUUAACGAUAUUUAUCCCGGCAAGGGCAAGGCACUAUUCCAAGUCAACCAGUGGCUCACAUGGCUGGCCGAAGCCGAGGAUGAAGACGACGAGGAGGAGGACUAGAUACGGGCGCGCCUAGGCGGGGUCACGGGUGGUCACGUAUUGAGGAAACAUAACUGAAACUCGGUGGUGAAGCUGUGGUACCGGCGACGAGUGGACCGGCCGGCACUUGUUUGAUGAUGACCCAUCGCACGUGCGCUCGAGCGCGCUGCUAAUACGUUCUGACGACCCUUUAUGAUGAUGAAGAUAUACCUUUGUGUUUUUUAGCAUGAAUAUGUAGAGGAGGAACAUGUCGUGAUGAUUUCCUCGUCAAAGAACUUGGUACUAGCGAAGGAUGAAAUUUUAUUUUAUUGUACUCUUUUUCCAUACCCGAUUUAUUACGAAUUCGUAUGUUGUGUGUAACAUCAGUAAUCAAGCAGGAAGAAAACAGCGAUCAUGCGAAAAUUUCUCACCCGCGCAUCGAUCGUAUACACGCGAGCAAAGGUAUUCGAUUUCAGUUUUGAUUAUGUAUUAUCUGAAUAUUUUGGCAGUAUAAUCGUAUUAUAACGAACAAAAAAAAACGAAAGCAAAAAAAAUACAGAUUCACCGGAAAACUGUU
Molecule: messenger RNA, 4722 nt
Organism: Anopheles cruzii
Lineage: Eukaryota; Metazoa; Arthropoda; Insecta; Diptera; Culicidae
Gene: NAT1
Product: eukaryotic translation initiation factor 4 gamma 1
Exons: 5
Coding region: 549-4187 (1212 amino acids)
Cellular component (GO): eukaryotic translation initiation factor 4F complex
Molecular function (GO): translation initiation factor activity; protein binding; mRNA binding
Source: RefSeq, a predicted model, not a curated record